This is a messenger RNA of Suillus discolor, 654 nucleotides long. RefSeq lists its product as uncharacterized. NCBI's taxonomy places the organism in Eukaryota, Fungi, Basidiomycota, Agaricomycetes, Boletales, Suillaceae. The transcript is spliced from 13 exons. The record is from RefSeq and is a predicted model, not a curated record. The coding region runs from base 1 to 654 and encodes 217 amino acids.
AUGAGGAGCAGGAGAAUUAGGUACGGAGAGGUGUGCUCUGAGAGCAACCCGGGUAAGACAGAACGUGACCUUGGACGCUCUCUGACCUGGGUGAGCAAAGUAGAGACAGAGCUGAUCGGUGUUCAGGCAUUCAAAGGAGGGACAUACGCCAUUCCUCUAGUUCUUGUUUCGGCAGUAAAGUGCUGCAUGGUGGGAUAUUUAGCACAGACCAAUACCACCCGUCACCAGCAUCGACGUUCGGACGAGAGGUCGAAGUGGUCUGGUUCGCUAUUCUGGUAUAUUGCAUGUGAUUAUCUCUUCCGGAAAUUUCGGUACCAGAUUCAGCUGAUUGCCCAUAGCUGUUGUAUAACUUUGUUCGACGCACUAAGUCGGAUGAAUGUUGCCGUGAUUGUAGUAUUGGGUGGUGAUCAUAAGUCGUGUUUCGUCAGUAAUCUACUUCUGGCUCUGGUGACUUGGAUUCUCCCCGCUUUAUGGGAGGUCCUCGCACUAUACCUCACAGUCCAGAUUCCUUUCAAACGCCUCCUUUUGUUGCCGUUUCCGGCUUCAUCCUCCCUUUGCAUUUCGAACGGCCAUAGCGGACGCGAUCGUUGCGGAACGUCAGGUUCAUUUUCGUUUGGCUCAAGCUUCAUAGUCACGUUCUGGGACCACGCCUGA